AUGGAAUCUGUACCUUACUCAAACAUAAUAGGAUCUGUGAUGUAUGGGAUGAUUGGUACUAGGCUAGACUUAUCCUUUGCUAUAUCUUUAUUAAGUAGAUUCAUGUCCAAUCCAGGAGCUGAACACUGGACAACCUUAAAAUGGGUAAUAAGAUACAUAAACAGUACUCAUGGUGUUGGGUUAGAAUAUUGCAAUAGAGGUGUUUCACUUGAUUUGGUUGGUUUUGUAGAUGCUGACUUUGUAGGUGACAAAGACAGUAGAAAGUCAACCACAUCUUACUACUUCACCCUUGGAGGCAACUGCAUAAGCUGGAAGACUCAGCUACAACCUAUUGUAACUCUCUCGUUGACUGAAGUUGAGUAUGUGGCAGUUGCCGAUGUGUUUAAAGAAGCAUUUUGGCUGAAGGGAAUUCUGUCUGAGGCAAGCUUGACUAAUGGGACAGUGAUUAUUUACUCAGACGGCCAAAGCACGAUUCACCUAAGUAAAAAUCCUGUUUAUCACGAAAGGACCAAACACAUGGAUGUGCGCUUCCAUUUUGUAAGAGAUCUGGUCAUGCAAGGAAUAAUUGAUUUGAAGAAGGUUAACACAGAAGACAACCCUGUAGACAUGGGCACUAAGAUAGUCACUCUUGCUAAGUUCAAGCGCUGCUUGAACUUACUAUUUAUAAAAUAG
Messenger RNA from Pistacia vera, 672 nucleotides. RefSeq names its product secreted RxLR effector protein 161-like. The record is from RefSeq and is a predicted model, not a curated record. The transcript has a single exon. The coding region runs from base 1 to 672 and encodes 223 amino acids. NCBI's taxonomy places the organism in Eukaryota, Viridiplantae, Streptophyta, Magnoliopsida, Sapindales, Anacardiaceae.